GCGCGCGUGGAGGGUGGCUGCCUCUGGAGUAGGCCGGCAGGAGAGGAGAAAAGGCGGCGGCUCGACUCGGGGAUAGGGGCGGAGGAGGUAGUCCGGACGGCUCUGUGGGGCACGGAGCGUCGUCCGGACAGAGCGGAGCCAGCUGGGCACUGCGGCCAGGGCAGCUAGGGCCUGAGCCGCGGUUCGGCCGCGCCGGCCGAGCUGGACUGGCCAUUAUGGAGGAGGAGCUGCAGCAUUCACAUUGUGUGAAUUGUGUCAGUAGACGGUGUAUGACCAGACCAGAGCCUGGGAUUUCCUGUGAUUUGAUUGGUUGUCCAUUGGUUUGUGGUGCCAUUUUCCACUCUUGUAAAGCCGAUGAGCAUCGACUUUUAUGUCCAUUUGAACGAGUGCCUUGCUUAAAUAGUGACUUUGGAUGUCCUUUUACCAUGGCCCGAAAUAAAGUUGCCGAACAUCUAGAAAUGUGUCCUGCAAGUGUGGUGUGCUGUACUAUGGAAUGGAACCGAUGGCCAGUUAGUUAUGCAGACCGAAAAUCAUAUGAAAAUCUAAGCAGAGAUGUUGAUGAAGUGGCACAGUUAGAUAUGGCCUUGGCUCUUCAAGACCAAAGAAUGCUCUUAGAAUCUCUCAAAGUAGCCACCAUGAUGUCAAAAGCAACUGAUAAAGUUUCCAAACCUAGAGAACAAAUCUCAGUUAAAUCAAGUGUCCCAGAAAUACCACAUACUAAUGGUUUGGUGUCUGUUGAUGAAGAAUCUUAUGGUGCACUCUAUCAAGCUACUGUAGAAACAACCAGAAGUUUGGCUGCUGCUUUGGAUAUCCUGAAUACUGCUACAAGAGACAUUGGCAUUUUAAAUACAAGUGUCUGUGCUUCCCCAGAUGAAAUGAGUAAAGAGCAAAAUGCAAGAGAAAGCUUACAGUAUCAAAACUUGAAAGACCAAGAUCAUCUUUAUGAGGAGGAGAUAGGAGCAGUAGGUGGAAUUGACCACAAUGACACAAGUCAGAAUGCCCAGUCUGAACAAAAUGGUUCCAGUGAUUUAUUAUGUGACCUGAAUACAAGUUCUUGUGACACUUCUGCUCUUUGUAAUGGCUUUCCUUUGAAAAAUAUAUGUGCACAGGUCAUAGACCAGAAUCAUAAUUUACAUGGUGAUUCAAAACAAAGUAACUUAACAAAUGGAGCCUGUGUGGCAUCAGAUGGCACUUCAAAACCUUCCAGCUCACUUGUGGCAGCAGCACAACUUAGGGAAGUAAUACCAUCCAAUGCUUUGCUUAAUGGCACAGUUCAGCAUAUCCUUAUACCCGAUGAUGAGGAUGAAGGUGAAUUGUGUUGGAAAAACGUAGACUUAGGGGACUUGAAGAAUAUGGAUGUCUUAUCUUUCAGUUCUGCUCCUUCAUUCAAUUUUCUUUCUAAUUCAUGUUGGUCUAAACCAAAGGAAGAUAAAGCAGUAGAUACAUCAGAUUUGGAAGUUGCAGAAGAUCCCAUGGGCCUCCAAGGAAUAGAUCUGAUCACAGCAGCAUUGCUAUUUUGUCUAGGAGAUUCUCCAGGAGGGAGGGGUAUAUCUGAUAGCCGCAUGGUUGAUGUUUAUCACAUUGACUUUGGGACUCAGACUUUUUCACUUCCAUCUGCAAUAUUAGCUACAAAUACAAUGGUUGGGGAAAUAGCUUCAGCUUCAGCUUGUGAUCAUGCCAAUCCACAGCUUUCAAAUCCAAGUCCAUUUCAGACACUUGGGCUGGAUUUAGUAUUGGAAUGUGUCGCUAGAUACCAACCCAAGCAGCGUUCAAUGUUUACCUUUGUGUGUGGACAGUUAUUUAGAAGGAAAGAAUUUUCUUCCCAUUUUAAGAAUGUGCAUGGUGACAUUCAUGCUGGACUCAAUGGCUGGAUGGAACAGAGGUGCCCUUUAGCAUACUAUGGUUGUACCUAUUCUCAGCGUAGAUUUUGUCCAUCAAUACAAGGAGCGAAGAUUAUCCAUGACCGCCAUUUGAGGUCAUUUGGAGUUCAGCCAUGUGUAUCUACAGUAUUAGUAGAGCCUGCUAGAAACUGUGUAUUGGGAUUACAUAGUGACCAUCUAAGUAGUCUUCCUUUUGAGGUCCUGCAGCAUAUUGCAGGCUUUCUUGAUGGCUUCAGUUUAUGCCAGCUCUCAUGUGUAUCCAAGUUAAUGAGGGAUGUGUGUGGCAGCCUGCUACAGUCUCGUGGCAUGGUCAUACUGCAGUGGGGGAAAAGGAAGUAUCCAGAAGGAAAUUCAUCAUGGCAGAUAAAAGAAAAGGUAUGGCGAUUUAGUACUGCAUUUUGUUCUGUUAAUGAAUGGAAAUUUGCUGACAUCCUAAGCAUGGCUGACCACCUGAAGAAAUGCAGUUAUAAUGUUGUCGAGAAACGGGAGGAAGCAAUCCCAUUGCCAUGUAUGUGUGUGACACGAGAACUCACUAAAGAAGGACGUUCACUACGCUCAGUUUUAAAACCUGUACUUUAAGGGUUGUAAUUUUACUUGCACAUACGUGCAAGCAUCUAGUAUAAUUUCUUUGUAAUAUGUGAAACCUUAUUAAUGUAUUAAAUAUUACAACUAGCUAAAUUUAUUGUCACUGUAUAUAAUGUUUUGGAGUAACAUCUAUUUUUAUAAAGUACUGUUUAGUUGGAAAAAGUUGCCUUAAUGUUUGAAAUGUGUGAAAUUUUGGAACUUGCUGGACAGGGUGAUUUAAUUAUUAGCUACAUAAUUUUAAGAAUUAGUAUUUUCAAUGGUGUGCAUAUUUUGGUUCUUAAAUUUUUGCAUCUUAAACUAACAAAAUCCUGACCAAUUUAUUCCUUGUUUUCUGUGGGUUGCAACCCAUGCAGUCAGAAAGCAAAACUUUGAUUCAGAUUUUUUACAGCACAAGUUUUUCAUAUAAAAACAUUCUCAAUUUCUUAAGCACUGCCAUAAGAUCAUUAUAAUGUUUUUGUCUUUUAGUGCUUCCCUUAUACAGUUGUUAAUGCUCAGAUGAUCUCUCAUAUGUACUUACAUAUGUAAAAUCAUAACUAAAGUUUGGUAAUGCAGUUUAUCACGUUUUAAAAAUAAUCCACAAAGAUGUUUUCAUCUCAUGUACUGAGAGCUCAACACAGAGAGUGACCACGUGCAGCUUUCUUUUUUGUUAGAUGCCACAUCCAAAGACUCACCGCAGUGUGUUACAUGACAGGUCAAAGCAAAAACAAGCAAACAAAAAGCAAGCCUGUGAAUUUACUGUAAUCUGAAACUGUUCAUGAUAUUACAUAUUUGCUAGGUAUUUAUUGUUUUAAAAGAAAAUAUACCUCAUUUUAAGUUUGAAUUGGGCAUAUUGUAUAAAUUUUAAAUGUUCAGAAUGCAAAGGGCUUAACUUAAAUUUUUGCCUUUUAUGUUUAUAAACAUUACAACUAUGUUGUUUUAAGACCUUAGAAACAUGAAAUUUGUUAAUCUUUGUAAAAUGACAAUCAUGUAGAAACCUGUCUUGGUUGACAAUCUCUUUGAAACAUUUCCAAAUUAAUUUCCCAUAGACUUCACCACCAAGAGAGUAAGAAUUGCAUAUUUGAAUAAUAAUCAAGGUAUAAUGGAAAAAUACCCCUGUUUUUGAAAUAGUUUAUUAUGGUUUUCAAAUUGAUUUAUACCAUUAUUAACUUGAUGUGGUCUGUUUAAAAAAAUGAAUAUAUCAGUAUUUAGAAAUAAAUUGCAAAGGUGGGGAUAUACACUUAAAUAAUUUGUCUUAAGUAAAUUCUAGCAUUUGGUAGUCUGAAAUGGUGACAGAUUACUUGUUAAAAUUGUGAAAACUCUGUUGUGUUCUCUCCUCCUACAUUUGUCCCUGAGAGUGCUCUAUGAGUACUAGCUUCUUGACACCCAUAUAUAGCAAUCAGGCAGAGGCGUUCCUUGGGCAUUACAGAGUUCUGAAGCUUAAGGUUUUUUUGGUUGGAUCAAGUCCUUAGUACAGUUGAAGUAUACAGCAUUAAAGACUAAUCAAUUGUCUUGCCUCACCUGUCAUUUUAAAUAGUAGAAUACUUAUUUCUCACUGCUUAUAAUUUCUUUUUCAACUGUGAGAUUGAAUAGUCUCUAUUUCUGUGGGAAAAAAACAGAAAAAAGAUAUUAAAUACUAUAAAAUAUAACUCUGCCUUUUAAAGUUUUGCUGAAGAAUGUGUGGUUAGGAUAGCACAAGCAUUUUCUGUUUUGUUGUUACGCUUUUUAAAAUUCAUUGUUUUUAAAUUUAGACUUCUUAUUUCCACACUGGAUUAUGAGAUAUUUAACAAUUUUUCCACCUUAUAUUUCUUUUACACAUUUUGCUGUUCUCUCUUUUUUUGUUGUUGUUAUGCCACCAUACCAUUUUGUUAAAAUGUUUUCUUUGUGAAACAUUUGUUCAAGUUCUAAUAAAAUUAAUAUUUUCCCUUUACAUGGCUCAAUAACUUAAAAACUUUCGUUUAAAUAAAAUUUUAAUACUUGUUUGACAAAUUCCAACACAAUCAUAUUGUUUCUGUAAUGUGGAUUUUCUGCAUGUUGUGGUAAUUAUUGAUUAUCAUCAUUGCUCACCCAUGUUUUACUAGUGAACCUUAAUUUUUUAAAAGACGAGAAACUCAUUCGUUAGCUUUCUCUGAUCCUUCAGUGUGUCAAAAGUAAUACCACCUAGGUGCACUGAAAGGUGGAAGAGUUUCUAGCAUGGUUAUAUCUCUAAAAAUUGUAAUGGAAACCAUCUGUUUAGCCUCUUAAGCAUGAAAAGGUUUGUAUGUUGCCAUAAUAGAUUGUACCUUGAGAAGUCCUUGUUGAUUCCUUAGUCUUUGCUAAACAGCAAGGUAAAAGGCAAACAUCGGGAUGGAGGGAAAUACUUGAAUUCACUUUUAUCCUUUGCCUCCUUCCCCAAUACUGCCUGUUAACUUAAUCUUUCUCCCUCUCUCUCUCCCUCCCCCUUUCCUUUCAUCUCCCUCUCUCACUCUUUUUCACUAGAUUUUGAGACUCACAGAUCACUUACAGAAGUGGUUCCAAAAGUUGUCCUUGAACCAGUAGGAACAGCAACACCUGGGAAUUUGUUAGAAAUGCAGAUUAUUAGGCGUCUCUCCAGACUUAGUGAAUCAGAAGCUCUGGGGUAGAACCCAGCAUUCUCUUUUAACAAGAUCUCCAGGUGAUUCUAAUGCACAGUAAAGUAUUAAAACUUAGCAGGAAGCCUAGGUCAUGCUAGCUACCCUCUGGUGUAUUACUGGAGUGGAUAUAUGUAUGUACGUGUGUGUGUGUAUAAUAUAUGUGCAAUCCAAAAUUAAGAAUAAUGGUAAUAUGUUAAUAGUUAAACUAUAUAUGUUGUCUCAAUUUUACAGCCAUAUGACAAAAUACAUUGGGUGCUGUAGUUGUUGGACUUGUAUUCUUUAAAUUAGUAUUCACUAGUAUUUAAAAAUUUACCAGUAUUUUACCAGUGUUUCUUCUGUUCAAGGUAAAUUGCAGUGCAAAUUUUAGUUCAUUAGCAGUAAUAUUUAGCCUAGUCAUCUCAUUCUCUUGUUUAGUGGUUGCAGAGUUAUGAACAUAUAUAAAUUUUAGGAUAAUCAAAGAGAAGUAGACAAAUAUUCGAUUAAAUCCUACAAAAAUGUUUUUAGGGAUAUUUUCAACCCAUUCAGUAGGAUGUUUAAUUAAAGAUUGGAUCUCUUGUUUAUGGAUAGUAUAGAAUCUUUUUUUAUCUUUAAUCCUGUGCUGCCUAUCUCAUCAGUGUUGUGCUAUUAAUAUCUGUCCUUUAACGUUGAAUGUUGGGAUCUUAGUAAUCUUGAAUAUAGUAAGAUUUUCAGCAAAACUUCCGUAUCCUUUGAAGGUAUGGUAGUUUAUAUUAUUGAUAAUGGUUUUACCUGUGGAGAUUUGACUAGUUUUAGGUGUUUGGAAGCAAAACAGACUAUCUUCAUGUUUUGCAUCCCAACCUAAAAAGACGUGGAGUUUUGUUUAUUUUAAAUUUUCCUAAGGAAAAAGUAUUCAAAUAUUUUAAAAUGUGUUUGUUUCAUGCAUGACAUGCCACGUUGAAAGUGAUGUGAUUGGAGUUUAUACAGAAUUGAUUGUUUAGAAGUGCAGUAGAAAGGAAGCAAGUGGCCCUAAUUCUCUGAACAAAGACUUGAUGGAAAGAAGUUUUCUAGGUGUUUGGUUAUCUAAAUGUUAAUGUAAGUAGUUUUACUUAAGGUGCUCAUAAGGCCUAGGAAGCAGAGAAUAUUAGUUAUACCUUUGUCAACUCAUCAGUGACUUGUUUCAUGGUAUUUAAGAUAAUUUAAUAAUAGGGUUUGACAGGAUUCAUCUGAUUUCCAAAAAAGCAGUUUGAAUUCAGGAAAGAUCAACUGUAAUGAAGUCCUUUCUAAAUAAGGGAAGAGGAAAGAUGGUUUGCUUUUGAAGUCAUCUUUUACAUAAUUAUUUCCUUUUAUUUAAAAGAUUAAAGUGAGGUCAAGAGAUAAAACCUUUCAAAUUUCAAUUUUUAUGGAUGAGAAAACAGGUACUUAAGUUUAGGCAGUGACUAGUGUACUGGGAUAUUUGAGAGAGAACUGUGUCCUUACAUGGAUCACUUUUUUACUUUACGAAUGCAGGAAGGAAAGGGAUGUUUAGAUGUAAGGAAAUUUGGAAAAUAUUACCUAGAAUGUUUGAUUUCUACUACUUUGGAAAGCAUUUUGGAGCAAUACCAAAAGGAAACAAACUAACCAAGUGUGUGGUAUGUUUCUCUGAAAAUCUUGGCAAAACUAGGGCCUCUUGCUAAAUUUUACAAGUAGGUUAUUGCAUCUGUGAUUAAACUUUUUUCAUAAAUUGCUUAUACAUAUAUUUAUUUGACAUAUAUAAUCUUCAUAAUUGGCCAAUACACCUUGAAACGUAUUAAUGGCAGUACAUCUUGAGUUGCUUUGUUACCUUAACGCAUUUCAAAACUGAAAUUUUGUAUUCAGAUUGUUUCAUAUUUCAAUGUAUUAUGAAAAGAGGGACGUUUCAUUAAUAAACUACAAAGAAAUGGGUUAUAAGGAAGAUUCAUGUACAUGCUCUAUAGAAAUAUAGUAAAAAUUCAUUUGAUGUAAAUUCCUUUUUUAAAAAUAAUUCUCAGUCUUUUUGAUAUGCUGGACUGAAGCUUCUGUCCUUUACUAUGAAGAAAACAUUUCUGAAGCGAACUGACAAUGCAAAUACUGGGUAAAAAUUUAAGCAUCUACAAAAUUAUUAAUCCAUUUGCAUGCAAAUAUUAGGAAAUGAUUUUUUAAUACGUAGCUAGUUCUUGUGGUGGUUAAUAGUUCGUGUGUUUGAAAGUAAUAAAACUGCAUUUGUGUUGAACUCUUAAGACAAAUUAAUCAGGUCAAUUGCUCUGAACAAAGGCAGAUUCAUCCGAUUUAAUUUCUACCUUUUCUAUUUAAAUUUUUAGAAAAUUUGGUUCUCAGAUGUGAGGCCAAUAGGUUGAUAUAUUUGUUUAUUUGACAGAGGAACUGACUAGAGUUCGCUUUCUAAUACCCCUUCCAGUCAAACAGUAACAUCGUUAUAUUAAUAUUCAGUAGUAGUUAUAAAUUUUAAUGACAUGAGAAUAGUAAUAAUUUUUUAAUAAAUCGAAAGACUGAAGUUGAAAAAAAAGGGUCCUGCCCUCUGCUGUCAUAGAAUUUUUUUUUUUUUCUGUUGAAAUCCUCUUCCAUAUUGCCAUUAUUACUCCUUUAUCCCAUGACUUCAGUUUUCUGGUGAGGUAACCCUGAAUGUAGUCAUUUUGGUCAGUAGUUUUAGAUUUAAGUAAGUGAUCACACUUGUUUUAAAGUCUCUUUCAGCUCACCCAUGAAGAAACAAUAUUUUUUUUCAUUUUUUUCUUUGAAUAUUGGCAAGUAUUACUGAAUCUAACUGAAGUAUCAGCAUUCAGGUUUAACCAUGCUAUUUGAUUGAAAGAAAUCAAACCAUGGAAGUAAUGAUGGGCACUGUAUCUGCUCAAGAGUAAAAUUAGCCAAUGAAUAAUUAUGUCAACUGGAUGUCUUUAAUCAGUUGUAACUUU
Cebus imitator (Panamanian white-faced capuchin) is the source of this 7932-nucleotide messenger RNA. It is a transcript of the gene FBXO30, whose product is annotated as F-box protein 30. The record is from RefSeq and is a predicted model, not a curated record. Gene Ontology annotation, molecular function: zinc ion binding; ubiquitin protein ligase activity; protein binding. Bases 216 to 2459 code for a protein of 747 amino acids. Lineage: Eukaryota; Metazoa; Chordata; Mammalia; Primates; Cebidae. The transcript is spliced from 3 exons.